UUCUGACCGGAAAGAUUCCGUGUGUGGGUCGACGCUGGUCCAGGCAGCUCCCUUCAGCUCGGAGAACUGCAGACAAGAUGGCGGCGUUACGAGUCGUGGUGCUAUCGGGGAGUUGUAGGGGUCUCCUCAGCACGCCGAAAACUAUCAAGACCCCGAUGGCCAAGAUGUCCUUCGCCAGCCUUCCGCGGAACAAAAAGGUUGCCCUGACAACACUAGGUGUGGUCACCGCCGGUGGGGCAGGACUCGCUCUGAUGCUGCAGCAAGCUGUCAAGGCCUCUGACCUGGAGCUGCACCCACCAAACUACCCCUGGAGCCAUGGUGGAUUUCUGUCCUCUCUGGACCACGCUAGCGUUCGUCGUGGAUACCAGGUGUAUAAGCAGGUGUGCUCAGCCUGCCACAGUAUGGAGUACCUGGCCUUCCGAAAUCUGGUGGGAGUGUCACACACAGAGGCUGAGGUCAAAGUCCUUGCUGAGGAGAUUGAGGUUGUGGAUGGUCCUGAUGAGAAUGGUGAGAUGUUCACCCGGCCAGGCAAGCUGUCGGACUACUUCCCGAAGCCAUACCCCAAUGCUGAAGCAGCCCGGGCAGCCAACAACGGAGCCCUGCCUCCAGACCUCAGCUACAUUGUCAAUGCCAGACAUGGAGGAGAGGACUACGUGUUCAGCCUGUUGACGGGAUACUGCGAACCCCCAGCAGGAGUGACGGUGAGAGAGGGACUCUACUACAACCCAUACUUCCCCGGCCAGGCCAUCGGCAUGGCCCCGCCCAUCUACAACGAAAUUCUGGAGUAUGAUGACGGAACACCUGCCACCAUGAGCCAGGUUGCUAAAGACGUGUGUACUUUCUUGAGGUGGGCUGCCGAGCCAGAGCACGACCAACGCAAACGCAUGGGACUCAAGUUGAUUUUGGGCUCGGCCAUCAUCAUCCCUAUGCUCUACUACCUGAAGAGGCACAGGUGGUCCGUGCUGAAGAGCAGGAAGAUCGCCUAUAGGCCACCCAAGUAAACGGAAACAAACACACCCCUACCUGGGCUUAAAAAUCUACCAGAGAGCUGCGUUCAAUGACCCCACAACGCUCGCAAGCACCAUGAUCAUAUGGACACAGAACAACUGGCAGACACACAUGCCUUUCUGAGAGGGGGUAGAGAAAUAAAGGCGUAUUACAUGCACACCUUUAUGUUUAUUGAUACAGAAAAAUGCCUUUAUCCUAGUGGUUGGCAUGAUAGAAAUACGUUUGUGAGAUUUUUUCUAUAUCUGGAAUCUUAUAUGUGUCAGAGAGUUGUGGUGUCCUUGAAUGCAUCCUCAAAAUUUUUGUUCAUCUGCAUCGAGUCAUUGCUGGUAGCAGUUCACGUCGUGACAUCUCGUAUCAGACUCUGUCACAACUGACUGAUGAGCUGAUUGAUCGUCCAUCUUUGUAAGAUACUCAAUAACCACACAAGUGCUGAGAAAUGGUUGCCCUCAGAGUUUGUAACAUCCUGGGUGUGUGUAAAUCCAUCCUUCACUGUCCUCUCCACAUGCAGCCUCUGAACCUCGUUUAACUGUACAAAAUAAAUUAUCGUAAACUUU
Scatophagus argus is the source of this 1562-nucleotide messenger RNA. It is a transcript of the gene cyc1, whose product is annotated as cytochrome c1, heme protein, mitochondrial. Gene Ontology annotation, molecular function: heme binding; electron transfer activity. NCBI's taxonomy places the organism in Eukaryota, Metazoa, Chordata, Actinopteri, Scatophagidae. The record is from RefSeq and is a predicted model, not a curated record. Gene Ontology annotation, biological process: mitochondrial electron transport, ubiquinol to cytochrome c. Bases 78 to 1001 code for a protein of 307 amino acids. The transcript is spliced from 7 exons.